Pestalotiopsis fici W106-1 is the source of this 501-nucleotide messenger RNA. RefSeq lists its product as uncharacterized. NCBI's taxonomy places the organism in Eukaryota, Fungi, Ascomycota, Sordariomycetes, Amphisphaeriales, Sporocadaceae. The record is from RefSeq and is a predicted model, not a curated record. The transcript has a single exon. The coding region runs from base 1 to 501 and encodes 166 amino acids.
AUGCAAGUCCUCAUUCCCCUAGAACCCAGCGAUCGCUUGUACCAUCGCAGGGACAGGACAGGAUGGCUGUACGCACGAGAGGAACCCUUAACUCAAGCCAUUGUGGACUUGUUGGCAGCUCUGGCAUGCUGGACUUGUACGGCAAAGACUCAUGUCAAAGACGGCGGAAAACUCGAGAUUGUUUUGGAGACGAACCAAAAGAUUGACGACGUGUAUGGAUUCGAGACCUCGCUUGUCAUGAUUCAAAAUAAAAAGCACCUCUCGAUGGCUCAGCCGGACAAUCAUCUCGUUGACUGCAAAGACCGAGCCUCAAGGUCCGACGAGAAUCUAUUCCGCGGUGGAAUCGUCAUGGCGGGUGGUCAAAACGUAGCGAUCAAAGCACCCUUAACCCCAGCCAUGUCUGCGCAAUAUUCCGUGAUAUUAGAUCCUGCUCAGCAGAGUUGGAUAUAUCUAAUCGAGGACGCCAAGCGACUUCACCGCCCACUAGAUCGCCAAGUAUGA